AAAAAACACCCCCCCCAUCUGGCAUUAGCAUCUUAUCGACGCUUGCGCCUUGCGGCUUUGUCUGUGUUUUUUCUUUUAUCUAUCGCCUUUGUCUUCCAACUUGAAGGGCAAAAUUCAUUUUUCCGGCUUCGAAUCUACGCACCUAGAUCUCGCCGUACUCUCUCACUCUCUUUCCUCAUCAACAUGUCACAGGUUGAUAACAGAAAUUCUUCAGCUGCCAAGCGUGCUAGAACUGAUGGUAGUCGUAGGGAAGAUGAUUGGACCUGCCCUAGCUGUGGUAAUGUCAAUUUUUCAUUCAGGACAACUUGCAAUAUGCGUAAUUGCACUCAACCGAGGCCCGCUGAUCAUAACUCAAAAACUGCUGCCAAGCCUGUUCAAGCCCCACAGGGUUACACAUCCUCAGCUCCUUAUGUAGGUUCUGGUGCACCCUCUUCAAUGUAUCUGGGUGUGCCACCCUAUGGUUCUUCCAUUUUCAGUGGUUCAUCUAUGCCUCCAUUUGAUGUACCAUACUCUGGGGGUUCAGCAUACCACUACAACUAUGGCAGCCGCCUUUCUACUGGUAGCCCUUACAGACCUCUACAUUUGUCUGCACCAGCACCCUACUCAAGUGGAUCUAUGAUCGGGAAUGGUGGGAUGUACGGUAUACCCCCCCUGAUGGAUCGUUAUGGCCUGGGUAUGCCCAUGGGCCCUAGUGCUAUGGGGCCACGGCCAGGAUUUUUUCCAGAUGAUAAAUCUCAAAAGAAGGGUGCAGAUGCAACACGUGAUAAUGACUGGACAUGUCCCAAAUGUGGAAAUAUCAACUUCUCAUUUAGAACGGUUUGUAACAUGAGAAAGUGCAACACACCAAAGCCCGGAUCCCAGGCUGCAAAAUCUGACAAGAACUCUAAACAAAAGACGCCUGAGGGAAGCUGGAAGUGUGAGAAAUGUAAUAACAUAAACUUUCCAUUCAGAACCAAGUGCAACAGACAGAAUUGUGGGGCCGACAAACCAACUGAGUCAAAGAAGUCGCCUUCACCAUCGCCAGAUGAAAGUAACCAGUGAGUACUAGGACAUGUUUGAGGGUUGAGAAGGUUCAGAGUUGUCGUCCGGCAUUGCUCAAUAUGGGUGUCUGAAAGUCAGUCUUGUCGUCGUCAUGUUGCCGCGGUUGUCAAGUUACUCUACCUUCUCAUGAUCUGUGUCAAGUUGUUGUAUUAACUGAAAUGGUAUUUAUGGUCUCUAUGAAUUGUUCUGAUGCAUUAUGUGUCAGCCAGCUUGAUCUGGCAAGGAUUUACAGGUUGGUUCUGGUUUCUGAUAGUUAGGAUUUGUACUUUUGGAAUCAGCUCUCCUAUCCUAGUUGGUAUGCUACCAUGCAUUUUAGAUAAGUUAUAAGUGGCAUAAGGAUACUGCAGUCUGUGCAUUUUUAGUUUUCAUUUCAAUCUGAAUUGUCUCUAUGUCGUUGAAGUA
This is a messenger RNA of Quercus robur (English oak), 1443 nucleotides long. RefSeq names its product ranBP2-type zinc finger protein At1g67325. Lineage: Eukaryota; Viridiplantae; Streptophyta; Magnoliopsida; Fagales; Fagaceae. The coding region runs from base 184 to 1041 and encodes 285 amino acids. The transcript is spliced from 10 exons. The record is from RefSeq and is a predicted model, not a curated record.